AUGGAUAAUUUAGUAGAAGAAUUAAUUUCUGCUCAAAAUGAUGAUGAAAACCAAAAAAAAGAAAUUGUAAAUUAAGUAGAGGAUGAAAUUAAUGGUAUUUUGUAGAUUGAAAACAAUGGAUGUGAUGAAUAAUCAAAAGCAAAUUAAAUUUAAGGAAAUUAAAUACUAAACAAUGAAAAUUAAAAUAAUUAAUAAUUUGUAUAAAUGUAAGAGGAUCUUUAGCAUAGAAGACUUGAACUUGAAGAAUAAAUUAAAAAAAAUACAUCAUUGGAGUUAUAAAUUAGUAAUUUGCAAUCUUACUAAAAAAAAUAAAUAUAAACAUUGGAGGAUGAAUUUGAUAUUAAAACGAAAGAUCAUUAAAAUUAAAUAAAAGAGUAUUAGGAUUAAUUAGAUAAUUUGAAUAAAGAAAUUGAAAAAUUAUCUUUUUCCUUGAAAAAAUCAGAACAAAAAUGCUUAUAUCUUGAAGAGGCUUAAUAAGAAUAAAAUAAGCAGCAUAAAAUAGAUAUAGAAUAAUUAAUAGGAAGAUUAUAAAAAUCAGAAUCAUCUACAUAUAAAUAUUAAUAAGAAUUAUAAAAAAAUCAAAGUAAUUUAGAUUUAAUAUCAAAAUAAAAAAAAGAAAUAGAAAAUUAUAAAAUACAAAUAUCAGAAUAAAACAAUUUAUUAGACAUAAUUAAAUAGGAUAAUAAAACGAUUGUUUAGAAUUUAGCAGAAUAAUUAAGAAAGGAAUAAUAAAAAACUCAUGAAGUAAAUAAUGAAAAAGUAAAGAUAGAAUAAUCUAUAUAAAGGCAGUUAAAUGAAAAAAAUGAAUCUAUAAAAAAAUUGUAAAAUGAAAAACAUUAAUUAAAUCAAUAAUUAUCUUCCUAAGAACAAAAAAGCUAAAAACUUAUAAAAUCCUUAGAAGAUUAAAUAGAAAAAGUUAAUAGUGAAAUUAAGGAGUUAAAAUAAAAGUCUUAAUAAAUUAAUAAUAUAAAUGAGUAAUCUAAAAUGAAGUUAAAAUAGCAGGAAGAUAUUAUUAAUUAAAUCAUAGAUGAAAAUACUUUAUUUAAAAAAUAAAUCGAAGAAUAAUAGAAAUAAAUAAUAAAACUUAAGGAUCAGUGUUAGAAAGAAAUUGAAUAAAAAUUACAUUUUGACAGCAAAUGCUUAAACCUUUUGGAAGAAAAAGAAGUAGCAGAAUUGAAAAUUAAUUAAUUAGAAUCUAAAUUAUUAGAUCAAUAAAAUAUGUAAAAAGAAUUUUAAAAUAAAACUUAUCUUGAUUAUGAAAAUUUUGAAAAUACAAUUAAGUCUCUAAAUUUAAAAUUAAAGGAAGAAGAGUAAAUUUCAGAAAAUAAAAUAUAGGAAUUGAGUAAUUAAUUGAAGUUACAAACGGAAAAAAAUUAAUAAAAUACUAAAUCAUCAGAAAAUUUAAAUUAAUAAAUUGAAAUAUUAAAUAUCUAAAUUUCAGAGAACGAACAAAAAAUUAUUUAGAAUUCUUAAUAAAUUAUAGAUUUUGAAACAUAAAUUAAGGAUCUAUAAAUAAGAAAUUAAGAAUAAAAUGAUGAAAUUGCAAUGCUUAAUAAUUAGAUUAUAGAACAUAAUGAAAAAUCAAAAUAAGAAUAAAACUUGAAUGAACAAUUAAAAUAGAAUUUAAAUUAAUUUGAAAUUCUUAUUGAUGAAUUAUAAAAAGAAAAAAAUUAAUUGUAAAUUUAAUUUGAUUAAUAAAAAGAAAACAGUAUUUAAGAAAAGAAAUAAAUAUUAGAAGAAAUAUCGAAUUAAAAAGAAGAAAUAGUAAAGUAUGAAGCUGAAAAUAAAAUUUAAUUGAAAGAGAAGGAUGAAAAUUUAAUUAUUUUAUAGAAUUAAAUUUAAGAUUAAAAAUAAAAUAUUUCUUAAUUAUAAGAAGAGAACAAUAAUUAUAAAUAAAAACUUCAAUUAUUAGAAGGAAUUCAAUUAGAACUUAACAAUCAAGUUGAAAUUUUAACUUCGUAGAUUAGUGAAAAAGAAAAUACAAUAAAAUAACUUGAAGAAGUUAAAAAUUAAUUUUAGUCUUAAUUAGUAUUAUGGACAGAAACCAUAAAUAUAAAAAUGAAUGAUUUAGAAUAAUAAACUUUAAAAAAUGAUUCUAGUACUAAAGUUUUGAUGUAAGAAAUACAGACAUUAAGUUAAAAAUCAAAAGAAUAUGAAUAAAUUAGUAGCCCUUAACUUCAAAUAGUUACAUAGAGUGAUAGUCAAAAAGAUAUAAAAAUAGACUAGCUUUAACAAGAUCUUUCAGAAGCAAGUACGAAGUUGGAGAAUAAUAGAUAAAAAUUUGAAGAAUAAUAUGCUUUAUUACGUGAUGAACUUACUAAAUAGUAUGAUGAGAUGAUUCUAAAUAAAUUGAGUAUUUAAAAGUUACAAUUAAGUACUUAAUAUGAGUAAGAGAAUAGUCAGCUUAAAGAUGAGAUUAAAAUAUAGAAAUAAUUAUUAUUAGAUUACUAAUAGGAAUAACAAAAUUUAAAUGAACAAAUGAAAGAUAAAAUAGUUUAAUAUUAAAAAGAAAUUGACGAUUUAACUAAAUUAUUAUAAAAUGAAGAAAGCCAAAAAUAAAUUAUGAUUUAAGAGUUAGAAUCUAUUAAUCUUAAAUUAAAUGAGAUGGAUAAUCUCAAGUUGUAAAAUGAUGCACUUUAAAACAAUUUAAAAACAGAAUAAGAGUAAAAAAAUUUAAUGGUCUAACAAUUUUAAAGUGAAAUAGAUAUUUAAAAGUCUUAAAUUAUGCAAGAAUAAAAAAAUAAUGAAUUGAGUAUAGAGAAAAUUAAUUAAUUAUAGUAAUAAAUCUAAGAGUUAGUAGCAAAACAAGAAAAAAUUCAUGUUGACUUUGAAUUAAUGUAAGUUAGUUUAAGAGAAGAAUAAGAGAAAGAGCUAAAGCUAUUAAAUGAAUUCAAUUCUUAAAGUAUACUUUUAGAAGAGACUUAAUAGAAACUUGAUGAAUCAGUUUAAUAAAUAAUAGAUUUAGAAUAAUAAUAUUCUUCUGAGAUUUAGUUAUUGAAAAAUUAAGUUACUGUUCUUAAUAAUUAAAAUCAAGAUAUGGAAUCUUAAAUAGCUAAAAUUAAAAGUGAUCAUUUAAUUGAAUUAGAAUAAAGUUCAAAAAAAUUUGAGUUAAAACUAAAUUAAGAAAAUUAAAAUAGUUUAUUAUAAUUACGUGAUGAUUUUGAAAAAGCGGCAUUUGCAUUUUAGGAAUAAAAAAAAAGAAUGGAAGAGGAAAUUAAUGGAUUUUAAACUUAGAUUGAAUAAUUGGAAUUAAAGAAUUUAGAAUAUAGAUAAUAAUCAAAAGAAUAAUUAGAGAAAAAGCAUUAAGAUUAUUAACAAGAGGUUGCUUUACUAAAACGAUAAAGAAUGGAAUAAGAUGAUAUGAUAUAAUCUUUAUAAAAGUCUUAAGUUUUAUUAAAAGAAAGAGAAACUUAAUUAGAUAAAAUAAAUGUCUAAUUAUAAACAAUGUAAGAGGAAACUUAUCAGAUGGAAUAAAAAUAUGAAAAUCUAAUUUUGUCAUAAAAAUAAAAGCAUGAAUCUUAAAUUGAUGAUUUACAUAGAUUAAUUUAGGAAUUAAAAUAGUAAUUAAAUAAUGUUGAAAGUGAAGGUAGAAUGAUGUAAAAUAGUCUAAAUGAGAUGGAAGCUCUAGAUUUUAAAUGUAAAGAACUUAAAACUUAAAAUGAAGAGCUCAAAAUCAAAAUCUAAGAACUAUAAAAUUAACCUGAUUUAGAGAAAUCAGAAAUUUAAGAUAUUAAUAAUAAGAAAGUAGAGGAAAGUGAUUAAAUAAAAGAAUUAAGUUCUUAAUUGUUGGAAUAAUAAAAAUAGAAUUUGGAAGUUUAGGAAUAGCUAGUAAAAGAAAGAGAAUUGUUGAAUAAUUAAAUAAUAGAGCUUAAAGGAGAAAUCCAAGAUUAAAAGAAGUUAAUAAUAUAAUAAUAAGCAUAAAUAUAAUCAAUCAAUUUAUAGUAAUAGACUAAAUAAAGCUAAGAGUCUUCUAAUUUAACUAAUUUUAAUCCUUAUUUGUAAAAUCUAUCAUAUUAAUAAGCUUAAUAAGGGGAUAAAUAGAAUACAAUAUCUUACAAAGAGUAUUAAGUAUUAGAGAAAAAAUCAAAGGAAUAAUAAAACUAAAUAAAAUAAUUGUAGAAUGAAAUUGUUGUUCUGAAAUAGUAAUAGGAAGAUUAAGGAAGAGGGGAUAAGUAAAAAGCUUCAAGAAAUUCAACUAAUUCAAUGGAAACUAUUAUAGAAAAAUGUGCAGCUCUUUAAUAAAUAAUUGAUGAAUAAAGUAUAAUAAAUUCAAAACUAAAUGUUGAAAUAGCUCUAUUUAAAUAAUAGAAUGAAUAAUUAAAAGAAGAUUUAAGACUUUGUCAUCAGGAACUAAAAGAGUUGAGAGAGAUAGUUUAAGAUAAAUUUAGAUUGGAAGGUGAACUAUAAUAAGCACUUUCAUUAGUAGCAGAGCAAGACAAUUAAACAAAUGUAUUUUAUUUAUAUUAAGUAGCUAACCAAAGAGUUAUCAGAAAAAAAUAGUAAACAAUAGGAAGAAUUAGAAAUUUUGAGAAAGCAGUCGAAAUAAAUGGAAAAAUAAAAAUAAAAAGUAAAUAUACUCAAGAUUAUUUAGAUGUAAGAAAAAUUGAAUGAAACAGUUGAAGAAUUUGAAAAAUUGAAAAAGUAACAGGAAAUAUUAAAGUAGGAAUAAGAGCAAAAAAAUACUAAAUUAAUAGAGUUGGAAAAAUUGCUUUAAUCUUAAUUGUAAGACUGCUCAAUAUUGGAGUCUUAGUAUAAUGAAUCAAAUUAGAAUAAUGAAAAUUUGAAGAAAUAAUUAGAGGAAUUGAAAGUAAAAAGCAUAAGAGAAAUAGAAGAGUUAAGGAUAAAAAGUAUAAGAGAAAUAGAGGAAUUAAAUAAAGAUAAUGAAUAGAAACAGAAGAGAAUAGUAGAAAUGUAAGGAGAGAUAUAGAAUUUAAUUAAGGAUGUGCAUACAUUAAAAGAUUUUUAGGCAAGAUAAAAAUAAGUGUCAGAUGCACCAUUAACAAAGAAAGAUAAGAUUGUAGUAGAAUCAUUGGCAAAUAGAAUUUAGGAAUUAGAAAUAUAGAAUAAGACAAUAAGGGAGCAAUUUUCAGGGAAAAUAAUAAAAUUAACAAAUGAUUUAGAAGAGAAAGUGUCAUAUAUUCAAAUGUUCGCUUAUCAUCUGAGUAAAGGAUAUCCAAAUUUAACAGAAGCAGAUUUGUAAGAAUAAUGAUAAUAAAUUAAUAGGAUAGAGAAAGAAGAUAUAAAAUUAAUCCAGUAAAUAAAGAAGAAAUAGAACAUUUAAGAAAUAAUAGAAGUAAUAUAAAUAUGAAUUAUAUUAGAAAACGAUGAUAGAGAACUUGUAAUUAAGAGAGUAAUUAAAAAUAUUAGGAGCAGAGUUAAAUAAGAAAAAAUGAG
This is a messenger RNA of Paramecium sonneborni, 5394 nucleotides long. The record is from the annotation of a GenBank genome assembly. NCBI's taxonomy places the organism in Eukaryota, Ciliophora, Oligohymenophorea, Peniculida, Parameciidae.